UUUUUUAGACUUAAAAAAGCAAGUACAACAAUCCUCAAAGAAGCAAAUAUUACUCAAGAUAAAGCUGCACUUGAAAAGGAAAUGGAAAAAUCUAUGAUGGAAAAACUCUUGGAAAAAAUCAAGAAAAAGCGCGAACAGAAGAAGGAAAUUAAAAAGAUGAAGAGAGCAAUGCGUAAAAAGAAAGAAGAUGAAAGCGACGAUUCGUCUUCAUCUGAUUCAGAUUCUUCAGACUCGUCUUCCACAGAUUCUUCCUCCUCGGAUGACUCAUCAGACAAUUCUUCACUAUCAGAUUCUUCAUCAACUUCAAUUUCUUCCUCAUCCUCAUCUGACGAAAAACACAAAAAGAAAAAGGGAGGAAAGAAAAGAAGCGAGAAGAAAUUAAAAAAGCCAAAAAGUGAAGAUGAUGAAGAAGAGCAACAAAUUCCGUCUUCAAAGAAGGACGAUAAAAGAAGCAAAAACUACAGCAAAAUUCAACAAACUGAACUUUUAGUGCCAAAAGAAGAACCACAAGAAGAAUCAAAUUUUACUGAAAAUCGCCGUAAAGAUUAUAAAAAACGUGGAGAAAGAGGAGAAGAGCAUAAAAAUCGGCAUGAAGACAAAAGUCGGGACAAAAAUGUUUCGCGCAGUACAGCAGCUGAUUUCUUUGAGGAUGAAGAUCAAAAUAACAAUAAUAAUCUUCCCGCGCAGUAUCGACACUCAACAAAUGACCGUGAAAGAAAUCGAAAAAGUGGAGAUGACAAAGAAUAUAGACGAAAAAGAAGACAUGAACAUGAGGAUGGUGAUGAUCGUGACGAUAAUCGAGAUCGUUAUAGGCGACGUUCACGAUCUCCAGAAUAUAGAAGAGAAAGAAAAUAUAGACGUGAUAGGGGUGAGUAA
Meloidogyne enterolobii is the source of this 876-nucleotide messenger RNA. NCBI's taxonomy places the organism in Eukaryota, Metazoa, Nematoda, Chromadorea, Rhabditida, Meloidogynidae. The record is from the annotation of a GenBank genome assembly.